CAAUAUUUGAUCAUUCAAUAUUUGAAGCAUUUUCAAAAGUAAUACAGAAAUUAAUACCACAAUUUAAUCAUUUAGAAGAUUUACUUAAUUAUCUUAUAUCAGCAUCAAAUAUGGAACAAGCAUUUUUAUUUGAUAUACAAACAAAAAUAAGUAUUGCAACUGAUUCAUCACCAACUGAUAUACAAAUGUAUGAAUUAUGUUGUGAUAUGAUUGAUUUAUUAAUUAAUGUGAGUCAAAUAUAUGGACGAUCAAAUGAUAAUAUUAUUGAAGCUAUUGAAGAUGAUGAAAAUGAAGAACAUGUCGCAAGUAGUAUUCAUGAAUCAACGAAUUCAUAUUCGAACACGACGGAUGAACCCUCAUCAAAUGUAUUUGAUUCAAUGUCAUCAAGUGUUAUAAAAUUAACUGGUGGUCGAGCACUUUAUCUCAAAGAAAUAAAUCGUCAUCUAGCAUUAAUAGGUGUUCUACGUGAAGAAACACUUUCAAAACAAUCUAUUAUUGAAUAUAAUGUUAAUCAAUUAAAGAAAAGUAUUUUAGAAUUAUUUCAUUUAACUUGUCAGACAUCUGCAUCUUCUCUAAUAUCAUAG
Molecule: messenger RNA, 584 nt
Organism: Rotaria sordida
Lineage: Eukaryota; Metazoa; Rotifera; Eurotatoria; Philodinida; Philodinidae
Source: the annotation of a GenBank genome assembly